Effrenium voratum is the source of this 1435-nucleotide messenger RNA. Lineage: Eukaryota; Dinophyceae; Suessiales; Symbiodiniaceae. The record is from the annotation of a GenBank genome assembly.
ACCCACUUCUCCACGCCGAUUUGCGCCCGCGCGCCGAUUCGCCGGCCCCGAAACGAUGCGCGCGAUGCUGGCGGCCGCGGCGAUGCUUGGGACGGCUCAGGCCUGGAGCUCAGGGGCUGUAAGCUGCGCGCUGCUUCAGACAAAGCAGGCGAGGCAAACGCCGGCGUUUCACUAUGAGCCGCAGCAGAUGUGGAAUCUGGACGCCGACGGCGGCCCGUGGCGCGUGGCAGGCUCGGAGCUGCUGUUCCCCUCGCACGGCGAAACGGAGGUAUCGCACCUGAGCGGCGGGCGCCUGGAGGUGUGGCGGCCUCUGCAGCGCUGGCGCCUGGACUUGGCCCUGCCGGCCACGCAGAAUCGCAGCCACCCGGGUAAGAACCCGGCCUUGCUGCCACUGCCAGAAAGGCUCUCUGACGCCUUUCCAGAGGGCCGCUGGCUGGCCGCCGGCCGCGCAGGCUGGAUGCGCUGCCCCGGCAUGGAGGACUUUGCAGCGGGCCAGGCGGAGUACAUGAUGAACACCUACUGCUCAGGAUCCUACGCAGCGGUCCUGGACAAGGACUUUCGGGUCCUGGCGCGGAGCAAGAUCGCCGUGGAGGGCGACGAUCGAACGGAGGGCGCCGUCAUGGACCUUCGGCUCUUUGCCCACAGCAGCGGGCGGAUCCUCGUGAGCUUCCAGGCCUACUGCCAGCUGGAGCUCACCCACGCCUUCCUGGCUGAGCUCCAUUUAGACGUCGGCCCGAGAUUUCUCCGGGCCUGGCUGCGAAGCUCAGAGCUGCAGCGGCUCAAGGACUGCAGAAAGGACACGGCCAAGAAGAACCCGGGCUUUCUGGAGUCACAGGGGAGGACUUACAUCCUCGAUCGCGUGUACCCCACAACUGCCGGAGUGCUGGACGAGAUAGUCCAUCACGAGAGCCACAACCUGACGACUCGGAACGGGGAGCUUCAUGUGCAGACCACCUGCCUGCACACAGAGCCUAAGCUUGUCUCGGCUGCUGCUCCGACGUCUCCCUGGCGGAACUGCCGGGGCCAGCAGGGGCCGGUCAGAUUGCACAACGGCCCCAGCCCGGUGUGGCUGAAGGAUCGCCAGGUCUUCCUGGGGCUGGGGCACUUGCGCCGGGGCCGACGAGAAGCCGCCCCAGGCUACUUCCUGCCGCACCACUACACUCAUCAGUUCUUCUUGCUUGCAGGUACACCUCCCUUCGGUCUGCUGGCAGUGACCACGGAGUUCUGCUUCAGCAGCCGCCAAGACGAAGAAGACUGCGAAAGCAUCCAGUUCGCCUCCUCCUUGCUGCUGGAGGGCGACAGUCUGCUCAUCGGCUUGGGAGUUCAGGACUGCGAGAGCUUUGUGCACAGGUUCGACUUGCAUUACGUGCUGGGGCGCCUGAUCAACGUGUCCGGGUAGAUGAAAGCGGCCGGUGCAGCCGCUUAUACUUGCAGC